Molecule: messenger RNA, 1381 nt
Organism: Mesoplodon densirostris (Blainville's beaked whale)
Lineage: Eukaryota; Metazoa; Chordata; Mammalia; Artiodactyla; Ziphiidae
Gene: TMEM17
Product: transmembrane protein 17
Exons: 4
Coding region: 24-620 (198 amino acids)
Biological process (GO): non-motile cilium assembly
Cellular component (GO): ciliary transition zone
Source: RefSeq, a predicted model, not a curated record
GUGAGCAGUACCAAGGCCAGAGCAUGGAGCUGCCAGAUCCGGUCCGCCAGAGGCUGGGAAACUUCAGCCGGACCGUGUUCAGCGACUCCAGCCGGACCGGGCCGGAGUAUAACGAGGGUCCGGAUAAUGAAAUGGUUUCCAGUUUGGCAUUGCAGAUGUCACUUUAUUUUAACACUUAUUUUUUCCCACUUUGGUGGGUGAGCAGCAUUAUGAUGCUUCAGAUGAAGUAUUCAAUCUUGCCUGAUUACUACAAAUUCAUUGUGGUCACCGUUAUCAUCCUAAUAACCUUAAUUGAAGCUAUCAGGUUGUAUCUGGGCUACAUGGGGAACCUGCAGGAGAAGGUUCCUGAGCUGGCUGGCUUUUGGCUUUUGAGCCUUCUAUUGCAGUUGCCUUUAAUUCUGUUCUUGCUCUUUAAUGAAGGCCUAAUGAAUCUGCCCUUGGAAAAAGCAGUACAUAUCAUCUUCACUAUAUUCCUUACUUUCCAAGUUGUUUCAGCAUUUCUUACCCUGAGGAAAAUGGUGAAUCAGUUGGCAACUCGUUUCCACCUCCAAGACUUUGACCGGCUCUCUGUGAGCAGAGGAGACAUGAGAAGAGUGAGAUCCUGUAUAGAAGAGAUUUGACCCAGUGCUGCUGAGUGAAAAUCUGAAAGAUCAUUCUAGAAAACUGCAGGAAUUAGGAAAACACCAGAGGGCUAGCACGAGAAAAAGGAUAAAGCAAGUGUUUUGAACUGUAUGCUCUCUGGCUCUGAAAUUCCAAGGUUGGGGGCAAUGAUAAGACUAUUUGUACAUCACAUGAAAGCAGUAAAUCAACCCUAAAGCCUACGUGUUGUCUACCUGAUGUCAAAUAUCUGAACUUUUUUGUUGUUGUUGACUUUUUCAGGUGUGUAAAAACCUGUAUUGGUGGCAUUACAUCUUUAUUGUAAUAUUUCUAGUUCGUACCUAUAACUAGAAAUGUGUAUAUUUCUUUUAAUCUUCUUGGCUAUCUGUGUUGGCAGUAUGUCUGAAGCACGUGGAAAUGCUUGUCAGUAUUCCGAUGUAUUAGACUACAUUUGUAAACUAAGACACCAAAUUUUCAUCUCUGCUAGUGUCUUAGCUGUUAUAUUGAGGUUAAGAAGAAAACAGGUGGAUUAUCAUGCUAUUUAGGAAAUGUUUUUAUUCUAAAAUUGUUACUUUCAUAAAACCAUGUUCAGGGACUUCCCUGGCAGUUUGGUGGUUAAGACUUCGCCUUCCAGUGCAGGGGAUGCAGGUUUGAUCCCUGGUCGGGGAGCUAAGAUCCCACAUGCCUCACGGCCAAAAAACCAAAACAUGAAACAGAAGCAAUAUUGUAACAAAUUCAACAAAGACUUUAAAAAUGGUCCACAUCAAAAAAAUCUUUCAAAAAA